ACAUGUCGACGGAUAAAAAUGAAAAUCCAACGGCGACACAGACGACGACAUCGUCAUAAUCGUCAAUGACGAAGCUCCGUAAGAUCCCUCCGAUCCCUAUUCAGCGGUCCCAACGGGAACCAGCUGAGAAAUCAGAAGGUAGCAGAAGCAGCAGCGACGAUGCGGAUGAAGUUGAUGACGACGAAGUCGUCUAUCAAGAAGAAGAAGAAGAAGAAGAAGAAGAUUUUGGUUCCGGUAGUUACGAUGAGAACGUAUUAUUUAAACGAAGCAUGCGAGGCGACAAUGAUUCGACGAUAAUUUUAGCGUCUGCUCUUGGAUUAAACCACAUUAGAACAAGAUCCAAUCCACUUCCGUCUCCUCUCAGGUUCUCUUCCUCUGCCGGAACGCCUUCCAAUCUUGGAAAUGUAGAUAGUAACCUCGGAAGGGUCUCUAAUAAGGAAAAGCUGAUCUCUGGAAUGGAAGCCUGCACUUCUCAUCCCAACCAUAGCGCCAUUAAUGAUCAAGAGGAAAAAGUUGCAUGGAGCACUCAAUCAAAAUCACUAAGGGUUCCAUCACCACUCAAUCCGGGGUUAGAGGUAAAUUGA
Messenger RNA from Theobroma umbraticum, 584 nucleotides. NCBI's taxonomy places the organism in Eukaryota, Viridiplantae, Streptophyta, Magnoliopsida, Malvales, Malvaceae. The record is from RefSeq and is a predicted model, not a curated record.